This is a messenger RNA of Adelges cooleyi (spruce gall adelgid), 1986 nucleotides long. RefSeq names its product golgin subfamily A member 6-like protein 22. Lineage: Eukaryota; Metazoa; Arthropoda; Insecta; Hemiptera; Adelgidae. The record is from RefSeq and is a predicted model, not a curated record. The transcript is spliced from 2 exons. Bases 1 to 1986 code for a protein of 661 amino acids.
AUGUAUGCCACAGAGUAUGAAAGAUUAAGUUUUAAACACGCGAGAGAAAUUGAAAAUUUAAAUAUCAAAUGGGCACGAGUACAUUCGAAUAGCAAUGAAGUGGUUAGAAAGCUGAAGGAAGGUAUCGCAAUAAUAGAAUCCAAGCACGAUGACCAAGUAAAAAAAUGUCAAAAGCUGCAGGAAGAAAAGGAAAAGCUAGAAUCAAAUUACGAUGACCAAGUAAAAAAAUGUCAAAAGCUGCAGGAAGAAAAGGAAAGACUAAAAUCAAAUUACGAUGACCAAGUAAAAAAAUGUCAAAAGCUGCAGGAAGAAAAGGAAAGACUAAAAUCAAAUUACGAUGACCAAGUAAAAAAAUGUCAAAAGCUGCAGGAAGAAAAGGAAAGACUAAAAUCAAAUUACGAUGACCAAGUAAAAAAAUGUCAAAAGCUGCAGGAAGAAAAGGAAAAACUAGAAUCGAAUUACGAUGACCAAGUAAAAAAAUGUCAAAAGCUGCAGGAAGAAAAGGAAAAACUAGAAUCGAAUUACGAUGACCAAGUAAAAAAAUGGCAAAAGCUGCAGGAAGAAAAGGAAAGACUAAAAUCGAAUUACGAUGACCAAGUAAAAAAAUGUCAAAAGCUGCAGGAAGAAAAGGAAAAACUAGAAUCGAAUUACGAUGACCAAGUAAAAAAAUGUCAAAAGCUGCAGGAAGAAAAGGAAAAACUAGAAUCGAAUUACGAUGACCAAGUAAAAAAAUGUCAAAAGCUGCAGGAAGAAAAGGAAAGACUAGAAUCAAAUUACGAUGACCAAGUAAAAAAAUGUCAAAAGCUGCAGGAAGAAAAGGAAAAACUAGAAUCGAAUUACGAUGACCAAGUAAAAAAAUGUCAAAAGCUGCAGGAAGAAAAGGAAAAGCUAGAAUCAAAUUACGAUGACCAAGUAAAAAAAUGUCAAAAGCUGCAGGAAGAAAAGGAAAGACUAAAAUCAAAUUACGAUGACCAAGUAAAAAAAUGUCAAAAGCUGCAAGAAGAAAAGGAAAAACUAGAAUCGAAUUACGAUGACCAAGUAAAAAAAUGUCAAAAGCUGCAGGAAGAAAAGGAAAAGCUAGAAUCGAAUUACGAUGACCAACUGCAGGAAGAAAAGGAAAAGCUAGAAUCAAAUUACGAUGACCAAGUAAAAAAAUGUCAAAAGCUGCAGGAAGAAAAGGAAAGACUAAAAUCAAAUUACGAUGACCAAGUAAAAAAAUGUCAAAAGCUGCAGGAAGAAAAGGAAAAACUAGAAUCGAAUUACGAUGACCAAGUAAAAAAAUGUCAAAAGCUGCAGGAAGAAAAGGAAAAGCUAGAAUCAAAUUACGAUGACCAAGUAAAAAAAUGUCAAAAGCUGCAGGAAGAAAAGGAAAAGCUAGAAUCAAAUUACGAUGACCAAGUAAAAAAAUGUCAAAAGCUGCAGGGAGAAAAGGAAAAGCUAGAAUCGGCACACUUUGGUGAGAUGGAGAGAAUGAAAAAUGAGAUGAAUGAUUUGAAGUUUAAAUUAGGGAAGAAAACCCACCGUUUGAACCUUGCGAACAAAGUUGCACACAGACCCGGGCCACACGUUAUUUGCAGCAAUCGGCACGACCGCGCGGAAAUAGCCUUCGUGGCACAACUUGGGCACGUCCUGGAUUCGGCCACAGUCGCCGGCGGUGUUCAACGCCUCGUACGUGGCAACCUGUCUGAGAUCGUCGCGAGAACAGACCUCGAUAUUUCCAUAGUCCACGAACCGGACGGUGUAGUCACCGGUCAGGUGGUCUGCGCUCAAAACCGUUGCGCGAUACCACGAGUCGUCUGCGUGGUAUUUGGCCAAUACCGUUUGACCGUCGGCCCACGUGUAAUCUAUCGGUUCGGGCACGGUCUCGGCCAACAGUCGGUCCAAGUCGGCCGACAACUUGAACAAAAUUCGCGGGGCGUCGCUGUGCGCGUCGUAAAGGUAUAUCACACACCGGUUGUCCACGUGCGUGACGCGUGCUUCGAUUAA